GCUCGGUGGAGCUGACUGCGAUUGCGUAGAACAAGCCUCCUUAAACUGGCGCGAAGGAGAUGUUAUCUCAUCCAGGUAUCUUCGCCUUCCUGUCCCCCUUCUCUUCUCCACCUUUUCUCUGCUAAUCCGAAUCUGCGAAGAGGUCGUGUUUUCUCCUCAAAAUCCACUGAAAUAUCAAAGCUGCUGCUAAGUUUUCUCCAAUUGCAUCGAAAUACUUCCGUAUCUUUCGCAGUUUGCCGGUGCAUACUGUCUUUGCGCUCAGGUGGAAACGGCGCAAUGCUGCAAUGGAUGGGGGGAUCAGGCGGAAAGUGGCGACUGUAAGCGUUGUUUGGAAUUCAACUUUAAUUUGACUGUAUCAGAGGCAGUUAGUUUGAAUUGUUUUCUGUUGGAAUUUUUCAUCUCAUGAACGUCAUCGAAUUUGAGAAUUUUUUAAACGUAGCCUGCAAAAUAUGAACAAUUCAGGCAAUGACAAUAUUCUGACCGAUUACAAUCUGUAAUUGAUUUUAUGAGAGAAUAAGUAAUAGAAUUCAGUCUUGACAUGUUUGCAUUUCCUUUGUGCAUAUUGUCUAUGGAGAAUUUCAGUCAAGGAGGUCUACACAGAAGAGGCAAAAACAAUAUUUUGAACAACGGAAACAGCAGCAGCAACAGUCAGCUGGUCCAGAGGGAUAUGAUGAUAGAAUCAACAUAGGUGGGCAACAUAAAAAAGAACAUCAAUCACUGGAUGUUCUCGAUUUUCUAAAUCUGUCAACCAUUUCCAACGAAUGCAGAUCUUCUUUCCCCCAUGGAAAAGAAGACCAAGAGCUCAACCCUUCAACAAUGAAGCAUCAUAUCCCAAAGGGUCCACCAACAAUUUUUCCCAAUGCAGUCACUCCUUCAUAUUUUGUGAAAGUUAAGGAAGCAAAUAAGUUUAGGUACCGUUGGAACUGAAACUCCAGUGCAUUCACCAAAAGGAAUUGGCAGGAUGAGAUAAUGCAAGAUAUCGAUAUGCCGCUUGGUUACUGUCCUUCAGAUUUCUCACUGGGCAUAAUGGAUUCCUGUGGCAACAAGAUGCAGAAAUUCUCCAAUGUCAAAGACCACAUGCCACUUGAUGGCAAUAAUUGUAAAAUGAAGAGCUCUUUUGGCAAAAUAAAUAUCUUCUAAAUCAUUACUAAGAUGCAUUGUAUUGAAAUUUUAAUCUAUAUUUGUUUCUUAAUUUAUUUCCCUUAAAUAGUUCAAUUAUAAUUGCUAUAUAGAUAUAGUUUUUAUGACAGUCACAACUUGCAACACUUUAUCAUAAUUUUUAUUUCUUUCCUUUUCCUUGUUCACCAGCUAUGUCGAAAUUCAUGGAUGAUGAAUAUCAGUACAGCCCACCAUCAGCUGAUGAAUUUCUAUAUGAAAGGGAAGAUGGUAUAUCUUGGAAGAAGUGGCAAUGCCAAAUUAAUGGUAGUGCUGCUGGUUUUUUGAAUUAUGGAGACAACCAGAUGUCAGAUUGCUCUUUUGAGAGUCCCCACCUGCUGAAGAAAAGAGAUGUAUCCAACCAACUUGAUUGGGCUAGUUGUGUGAAAGAAGAUACGAAGGAUAAUUUGAGCUCUCUGAGUGAGGAAUCAUGCUCAUCUAGUGCAGACCUCAUCUCAGUGAGGGACAAGAAAACCUAUUCACCUCCAAAUUUAAGGCCUAGUUGGAACAGAAUCAUAAGUGACAACACAUUUGACAGCUCCAGAAACAAGCAUGAUAUUGGUGACAUUGUUUUUGCCAAAGAAACAUGGAAGAAUGACGACUGGGAUGAUAGUCAAAAUGGAAGUGAUGCAUUUGGAUCAGGAAUAUGCACUGGAACACCAAUUGCUUCAAAGUCAAAGCAACCCAAGCACUUAAGCUCUUCUUUCCAAAAUAAAAUAGGGCCAUCUCAGAGUUGGUUGUUUGAGGAAGGGUGCAUUUCUGCUGAUAGAAUUUCAGAUUUCAAUUGUUUUGGUCAAACCAAUGGGGCAGAACCCACAUCCUUGGGAUCCAAGCUAUGGAAUGAAGAUCCUCUUGGUGAUUUUCCUGUUCCUAAAUCAUUUGUUGAUUCUAAAUCUCCUUCUGACAGAUGCAAAUGGAGUGAACCCAUCACGUGCUCACCUUCCAGCAGUUUCACAGCUCACAAGUUUUCUUUCUGCCAACCAAUUGACCACAGGAAUUCUCUUGAUUCCCCUGUAUACUGAAAGAUCAGGUUUGGGCCAACUGCAGGGGAUUCAUCUCCAUGUUCUGCAGCUGAAGGCACUCCUCCUCAAGGAGAGUCAGACCUUCCUGAUUUAUCGGGACAAGGAAGUGUGAGUGAAGAUGAAAAUAAAUCAGUACUCCAGACAGCCAAAUGUGAAAGGUUUGAGCCAGAGAAAGAAAACUGCAUCCGCAAUGAUGACCCUUUCUCAGAAGACUCUAAAGUAGUGAAAGCUUUGAUACUCAAGAGCAAAGAUAGUAAAUCCAAGGAAGUAAAAGAUGGAACUCCAGCACAAUUGAACCUGAAAACUACAAGUUCUCUGGAACAUACUGAGGAGACUUCAUCUUCUGUGAAGAUCCCUGACAAAUCUAAGAACCAUGCUGAUGAUAAAGGGUAUGCAAGACAGACUCAUCUUUCUCUUUGCCUUUAUAUUGUUUACUUUGACCGGCUAAAACACAAAAUUUCCUAUUAUGAUAUCCAUUAUGACAUAUAAUGUUAAACAGUCUCUCACUGUUGUUAUCUGUUAGAUAUAACCAUGAUGCGAAAGCUCCUCAUCCUUGUCAAAUUGGGUAUGCGGGUAGCUAAUAAUUGGCCUUUUUCUAUUGAAUUGCCGUUGCAUGAACAACUUCAUUGUUUGUUUUAAACUGUUUUCCUGGAUUAUUUUGUUUCAAAUCAGGUCCUGAAUUGAUACAGGUGCAGAAGAUGCAAAGUCUGAAGGAAGAAAAAUACCGAGUAACAGACAGUGGUUCUGUCAACGUAUCAAAGCCAGUGAUGAUGCUCAAAAGUUACGUUCUUCACCUUCUGCGUGUACAGAAAGUUCUUGAGGAGGCAUCUGCACUGAACACCUUAAAGAAGGUAUAACAAAAACCUUCUUAUGAUGGAUAUAAAAGGACACUGCAUUACCCCCCUGCAUUUUACAUUCAUAUACUUUCUUUUGUAUGUGGCUGUUCCAAUUCUCUAAUUUUUUGAAAAAUGGAAUUCUCAUUUUCG
This is a messenger RNA of Rubroshorea leprosula, 3163 nucleotides long. Lineage: Eukaryota; Viridiplantae; Streptophyta; Magnoliopsida; Malvales; Dipterocarpaceae. The record is from the annotation of a GenBank genome assembly.